GCACUUUACACAUCUGCCUAUUCGUUAGCAAACAGUUUGGGACCAGAUCAUAAGAAGUUGGCGUCGAUGGACGUUGAAUUGGGCGCAAACGAACAGAAUGAACUCAAUAAAAAAUUGAGUCGCGAGAAUUCGUUUCCGAUUCCGAUUGCGUUGUCGAUGCUUGUGCUCUGGAUCGGUGUUUCGGCGGGCCUCUUCUGUUUGUGGGAAACUGAAUGGGGCUAUUUAACAUCAGUUUAUUUUUUCUUUGUUUCUAUAAGCACAGUUGGUUUGGGUGAUAUAGUGCCAGGGAAUAAAGACAUGAUGCUGGUGAAUUUUGUUCUCAUUUUGAUUGGUUUGGCCUUAUUAUCGAUGUGCAUUAAUCUUAUUCAGGUAAUCAUUUCAUUGCUCACGUUCUCAGAAGAAUUCAGCAAAAUAUCUCACUAA
Messenger RNA from Anisakis simplex (herring worm), 423 nucleotides. Lineage: Eukaryota; Metazoa; Nematoda; Chromadorea; Rhabditida; Anisakidae. The record is from the annotation of a GenBank genome assembly.